AUGAAGAGGAAGGUAUGGAAACCAAUAGGGAAGAAGAGGAAUCUGAUCACUGCUAUGCUGGACCUGAAGAUGUAGCCUGUGAUGUCUGCAGUGGGAGAAAGCAGAAAGACCUCAAAUCCUGUCUCACCUGUCUGGUCUCUUACUGUGAGCAGCACCUUCAGCCUCACCAUGAAUCUCCUGCUUUUGAAAAACACGAGCUGGUGGACUCCUCCAAGAAUCUCCAGGAGGACAUCGCCCUCCGUCAGCAGUGUGUCUACACAGCAGAAAUUGCAGAGAGGCAGAGAAAGCUGGCAGCGAUUCGACAAAAAAUCCAGCAGAGGAUCCAGGAAAGAGAUAAAAAUGUGAAGCUGUAUUAUCUGGAGAUGGAGGCUAUCAGUGACUCUGCUGCUGAAACGGUGGAGGACAGUGAGAAGAUCUUCACUGAGCUGACUCGUGUCAUUGAGAAAAAAAGGGAUUACGUCAACCACAAGAUCAGAUCGCUGCGUCAAAUUGAAAAAAAUCGAGUCAAAGACCUUCAAAAGAAGAUUGAGCAGGAGAUUGCUAAUCUGAAGUGGAAAGACUCUGAGCUGCAGAAGCUCGCACACACAGAGGAUGAGAACAAGUUUCUGCAAAAAUUGCCCUCGCUCUCACAUCCCGGUACACCUACAGACACAUCGAGCAUCCUUUCGCUUCAGGACUUUAAGGACGUCAAAGAGUCUUUGACUAAAGUCGAAAGAAACGUAGGGGAAGUUCUGUGGGAGAAUAGCACCAACUUCAAAAUGGCAGGGACCAAAGUGGAGGUUUUACUGUCCCCGCAAGAGCCUAGCAUCAGAGCUGCACUCCAAAGAUAUUCAUGUGAUAUCACCAUGGAUCCAAACACAGCAGAACAUUGUUUGAAAUUAUCCAAGAGGAACAGGAAAGCAACACACACAUGGGGAAAAUCACAGAGUUAUUUUCAUCACCCAGGCAGAUUCAUAGGUUGGCCACAGGUGCUGAGUAAAGAGAGCCUGACUGGGCGGUGUUACUGGGAGGUGGAGUACAGCAAAGAGAAAAAAGUGUGUGUAGCAGUCUCAUACAAGGAAUUCAUCAAUGUUGACUGUGUGACUGAAUGUAAAUUUGGACAUAACAACCAUUCUUGGGCAUUGCAAUGUGAAGGUGACCGUUAUAAACUUCACUACGUGGUUCCAACUAUCUUCUCAGGGCCUAAGUCCAAAAGAAUAGGAGUGUACCUGGAUUACAGUGCAGGUAUCCUGUCUUUCUACAGCAUCUCUGAAACCUCCACUCUCCUUGUCACAGUCAAGACUUCCUUCACUCGGCCGCUCUACGCUGGACUUACCAUUUGCUGUCGUCACGGACAAAAUCCAGUUACAGCAGAGUUCUGUAAACUCACGGGAUAAAGGGACAAUGGGUUCAAACUGCACAGAACAGCACUGUACAGCAAUCUACUGUCAUUCAAACGAUGUGGAUGUGGACUUUUAAUUUAUUUUUAUGUUUGAGUUCUUGCCAGGAGGUGCUCUUACCUGCUUCUGUUAAGCCAUGGAUGAUAUCGGGGCUAAUGAGGUUUAUACAUUGUUCUUUCUGUUCCACUACAUUGGUCCCAAGAGAGAAAGCUCCAAUUUUUUUGUUCUGAAGAAAUCUUAAACCUUUACCAAGCGUAACUGAUGGGCUGUGUUGACAAAUUGAUGUUUGAUGAGAUGAAUAAACAAACAAACAGGAAA
Messenger RNA from Notothenia coriiceps (black rockcod), 1697 nucleotides. Its product is annotated as tripartite motif-containing protein 16-like. Gene Ontology annotation, molecular function: protein binding. Bases 15 to 1376 code for a protein of 453 amino acids. The transcript has a single exon. The record is from RefSeq and is a predicted model, not a curated record. Lineage: Eukaryota; Metazoa; Chordata; Actinopteri; Perciformes; Nototheniidae.